Nymphaea colorata (pocket water lily) is the source of this 897-nucleotide messenger RNA. Its product is annotated as photosynthetic NDH subunit of lumenal location 3, chloroplastic-like. Lineage: Eukaryota; Viridiplantae; Streptophyta; Magnoliopsida; Nymphaeales; Nymphaeaceae. Gene Ontology annotation, biological process: photosynthetic electron transport chain; photosynthesis. The coding region runs from base 199 to 540 and encodes 113 amino acids. Gene Ontology annotation, cellular component: photosystem II oxygen evolving complex; photosystem II; chloroplast. The record is from RefSeq and is a predicted model, not a curated record. The transcript is spliced from 3 exons. Gene Ontology annotation, molecular function: calcium ion binding.
UCCUCAUUUCCUCUCUUCAUCUUUAUCUAGAAAACCGCCUGAUUCCGCAGUCUCCCUCGCCCAAGUGAAAGGAAAGCCAAAAUGAGAACGCAGAGAGAAGAGGCGUGAUUAAUUCUGGCUGUGGUCAUCGGAGGAGGGGAUUCUUCCACUUUUUGAGGGCUUCUGCAGGUCUGCGAAUUUGUGAACUCACGAUUGAGGAUGGGCGUGUCAAGCAUGGAGGCCAAGGGGAGCAUUUCAAGGAUAAGGAAAUGCAUCCGCCAUCUUCUUACGUUUGGCGAUCAGAUUGAUGGGGAGUCGUGGGAAUUCGUUGCUGAAGAUCUCCGCUUGAGGUCAACAUUCUUGUUCUGCGACUUCAAUCGCUUCAUCGCUGCGUCUCCAGAGGAUCAGAAGCAGCCGCUGACGGAACUGGCAAACAAGUUGUUCCAUUGCAUGGAGGAGAUGGACGAAGCGGUCAAGUGCAGGAGUGUGGAGCUGGCUAGAGCCUGCUACAACGAUGCGACUAGUGUGUUGCAAGACAUCUUGAUAUCUCUUAUAAGCUAGAGAGAGAGAGCGAGUGUAAACACCAGGUGUGGAAGUCUUGCUACUGUAAAUAUCUCUAGGUAUUCUUAGUUGCCCCUUCUACAGACGUUGGGGGAUUACAAAAGGAAAAGUCAUUUCCAAAGUGGAGAGAAGCUAUAGACAUCAAGCAGCUGAUCUCUCUUCUCUAUCAAUGCAUUACCUGUGUGAGAGAAGAUUUUUGUCUUAUUUUAAGCAUUAAUGCGACGUUUCAUUCUGGGAAAUGUCUACGUCAAUUGUUUUCAUUGAAAUCUGUCCAGAUGGUCUCUUUAGAUUUGUACAUAUCUGUUCUCUCGGUUAGGGAAAGCAAAAUAUGUGUGUGCUAUCUUGAUCACCUUGUCA